Messenger RNA from Rubroshorea leprosula, 2379 nucleotides. Lineage: Eukaryota; Viridiplantae; Streptophyta; Magnoliopsida; Malvales; Dipterocarpaceae. The record is from the annotation of a GenBank genome assembly.
GGGAAACGAAGCCUACUCUUCCCUAUCCUUGAAUAACUCUAUUCCUAUUCCGCCACCAUAGCUCCUCACCACAUUCCAAAGAAUUUGUUCUGCUUCGCUUAAUUGUCCGUUUGGUUGCCGAGAAAAUCAUAGAAAGAAAAGUCUGUGUUUGUGUUGUUUUUCUGGCUUUUUCUCUGAAAGGGAGCAUUAGGGGCUCAUCAUUGUUAGAUUAAAUUAUUGUGAAAUUAGGCAAAUUUUGGGUUUCUGGUGUUGGAAAUUUCUGUAUUUUUUAUGUUAGAAAGCAUUUAAACAUAAUGAUUUUGAUCACUUCGAGUUUCAUUCUCAAAUUUUCCAAAUUUUCAUGGAAAGCAAGGAUUUGAACGUUAUGACAGCAUUUGCCGAUUAUUGCAGUUUCAUGGAAAGCAGAAAUCAUAUGCUCAUGGGUUUACAAUAAGUUAGGGGAUUGGGGGAUUGGACCUUAUUAUGUAGUAGUUAAGGUUGCAAUUGGAUGGCUUUUUUUUAUUUUUUUUUCUCUCUUUUCUUUGGUGCUCUUGGCUGUGAAUGUUGUUUGUUGGCUUAGCAAUGAGCACUGAUGCUGACAUUUAUUGGUAGUGACUAUAGUUUUGUUGCCAAUAGUUAUGAAGAGGGAGAAGAUGUGCAUUGUUUUGAAGGGGUGAUUGAUGAGGUUACAUUUUUGUUUAAGAAUCUGCAAAGAAGAGAAUGGAUGGUGAUUCUUCUAGUGGUAGUGAGUCUGUUAGGGCCAAUUGGACACCACCGCAAGACCACUUCUUUAUUGGUCUUUUGAUAGAGCAUGUUCACAAGGGGAACAAAAUUGGUAAUGCAUUUAAACAACAAGCAUGGGCAGAUAUGAUAACACAAUUCAAUUCCAAGUUUGGAUUUAAGUAUGAUGUAGAUGUUCUAAAAAAUCGAUUCAAAUGGAUGAGGAAGCAGUACAAUAAGAUAAAGAUUCUAGUUGAUCAGAAUGGGUUUAAGUGGAAUGAAAAAAUGCAGAUGGUAAUGGCUGAUGAGAAGACAUGGGAUGAAUAUAUAAAGGCCCACCCAAAGAUGCUACCAUACAGAGCAAGAGUUUUGCCAUAUUAUGAACAAUGGGGCAUAAUAUGUGGUCAUUAUGUUGCUGAUGGGAGAUACAGUCUUUCAUGUUUUGAUGUGGAUUUUGAGAAUGAAGACAAAGGAAUGGACGAUCAGGCUCGAAGCAAUACUGAUCAUGCAAAAAUUGAUUGGUCACAGUCAAUGGAUCAAUAUUUCCUCCAACUUAUGCUAGACCAGCUGCAUAAAGGGAAUAAAGUUGGAUGCACAUUCACAAAGAAAGCAUGGAUACGCAUGAUCACAUUGUUUAAUGCUUACUUUGGAUUUCAACAUAGCAGGGGUGUCUUGAAGAAUCGUUAUAAGGUCCUAAGGAGCCAGUAUACAAGCAUCAAGAUUCUUCUUAACCAGAAGGGGUUUCGCUGGGAUGGAACAGAAAAAAUGGUUUUAGCUGAUGAUCAUGUCUGGAAUAAAUAUAUAAAGGAACAUCCUGAAUUCCAAAGAUUCAAAAACAAAACAAUCCCUUGUUAUGAUGACAUGUCUGUCAUAUGUUGCAAUGAAGCUUCUUUGAAAAAAAGAAGUUAUAGCAAGAUGAGUUCCAAGAAUGGAACCCCCCAGGAGGAUAUUAAGGGACAAGCUAAUGUGGUUAAUAAGGCACAUGACGAAGCACUAGGUCUGCGUGGUGAUAAGAAUUUGCCCACCACCAAGACGCCAAGAACUUCGCAGCUGCCUGAAAGGGCUAGAGGAGAAGAUGAUGGCCUGUUUAUUGCUAUGCAAGAGAUGGAAGUGGCAGUUAUAUCACUAACAAAGAAGAAAGCAAGCAACAUAGUAUCAAUGGAGAGAGUGAUUAAGGAACUCCAGGCGAUCUCAGGCAUGGAUGAUGAUCUAUUACUAGACGCAUGUGAUUUUUUGGAAGAUGAGAGGAGGGCAAGAAUGUUCCUAGCAUUGGAUUCUAAUCUAAGGAAGAAGUGGUUAGUGAGAAAGCUUCAGCAGCAGUAGCAAUUUUUUUCAAACAUUUUUGGCCUUUAACAUAGUCUGAUUUACUGACAGACUAUAGAUUUAUUUAUUUAUAUACUUAGCAGAGCAUGGAAGUAUCUGCUUUUUGCUGCCAAAUAUUUUUGUCUUCUAUUCUUCUCUUGGGUGCUCUCUUUGGUAAAUGUAUAUAGAAAUUUGUUCCUAAUCUUAUUUCGGGAUUUAAUUAAAUCCCAAACCUAUUUCUAACGCCAACUAGGUCCUUGUUGUUGAAAAAUUUUCAGGUUCCCAAACUUAUUAGCAAUUUGUAUAGGAAUUUAGAAAGAAAACAGAGAAGUUAAUCAUGGCUAAGGUUAUGGCCACCAACAAAUUUGUUAAGACCAU